Messenger RNA from Lithohypha guttulata, 954 nucleotides. RefSeq lists its product as uncharacterized. The record is from RefSeq and is a predicted model, not a curated record. NCBI's taxonomy places the organism in Eukaryota, Fungi, Ascomycota, Eurotiomycetes, Chaetothyriales, Trichomeriaceae. The transcript has a single exon. Bases 1 to 954 code for a protein of 317 amino acids.
AUGCUGCCUCUUACACUGCUGCUCACUAGUCUUAGCUUCGCUUCGACAGUGCUGGCUACAGGUUACUUUCUCAAUCCUGCAGGCAAUGACGGAUCUUUGUCAGUCACACCGGGCAACACAAUCGACAUUUCCUGGACAAAUGUCUCAGACUACAACAUCCUCUCACUCGGUUACUACUCAACCUCCAACCAGACCAUAACAUGGCUCAUUGUAAAUUCGCAAUCACAUCCCACGAGCUACAGAUGGACAGUCGACGCCGUCGCAAAGGGCUUCAACCUUGCUGACAGUAAAUUAUUCGCGUUCUACAUAUGCAAAGGUCUCAAUUUCGGCGACCCUUUUAUCAGUUCCUACUUCGUUAUCAACGAUGCGGCUUCAUCUAGCAGCACCAGCAGCGUCUCCAGUACCGCAUCAACAACCGUGGUAGCACAACCAGCCACAACGUUCACUAGCACGUUGAGCUCGAGCUCGACCUCGGCCACAAGCCUGCCAAGCUCAGUCACUCCAAGCAAUAAUCCAACAUCCACAGGAACCGCUGCCGCCGCCGCCGCAUCCGCAACAAACAACACCCUACCACCAGUAACGGCCAGCGACUCCUCUGGCCUCGGCACAGGUGCUAAAGCAGGUAUCUCAGUCGGCGUCGUCAUCGCGGCCCUUGCCAUCGCAGUAAUCGCCUUCUUACUCCUGCGCAGAAAGAGGAGGACGAAGCAGAAUGCUGGCGGUGCUGCGUUGGUUGCUGAGAAAAGUAGUCACGAAUCCACCCCCACAAGCGCAUAUGAAAAGGCACAGAUGCGUGGGCAGGGAGGCACGCUAGGGCCACGAGGUGAAGCGCUUUCCACGCAUACAGGUGUUCAUGAGAUGCCGUCGGGACAGCAAGCUGGUGGACCUGUUGAAUUAGGACCAGGGACUGCCGCGGAAAGUGGAAGAGUAGAGCUGCCUGCGACUUCACAGCGGUAA